Molecule: messenger RNA, 825 nt
Organism: Setaria italica (foxtail millet)
Lineage: Eukaryota; Viridiplantae; Streptophyta; Magnoliopsida; Poales; Poaceae
Product: SWI/SNF complex subunit SWI3D-like
Exons: 3
Coding region: 1-723 (240 amino acids)
Source: RefSeq, a predicted model, not a curated record
AUGCCUCGAUUUUCGUGGCGCGGAGGACUCACUGAUGAGCCACCUACCCUCAUGCUACGGGCCAAAAUACAAAAAAGUCGGCCGUGCCUGCUCUCCUCUGUCUCAAACCCUAGAAGGCGGCGCGAGGGGAUUUGUGGCGGCGGGCAGCCGUCGGUGGCGCAAUGGAAGGCGGGCGGGGCGCGAAGGCGGCGGGCGCGAGCCCCGUCGGCCGGGUCGCGAAGGCGGGGUCGCGAAGGUGACGCGCCCGCGGCCGAGGCCCCCCGCCGCCGCAGCGGCGGCGGCAAGCGCAAGUCGUUCGGGUCCUCGUUCACGCCGUCGAAGCGGCAGGCCAAGGAGAGGAACGCUGCCUUCCACGUGCCCCCGCACCUGCUGCACAGCGGGUCGCUCACCCGCGCCGCGCGCCAGUCGCCGCACAAGCUCGCGGGCACGCCUCCGGAGACGGGGCCAGCGUCGUCGGCGGCCGCAGCUGGGGAUGGGGUGAGCGGCGGGCAGGGAGAGGACGAUGCGAUCAGGCCCGAAAGAGAGGAGAUGCCGGCAGCGGAGCAGCCGCUGGUGGAUGAGGUGUUCGAAGCCGUCCGAUCCCGCGGCGCCGGCGUCCAUGUGGUCCCUACCUUUGCUGGCCAGCAACUACUUGACAGCCCUGCAAUGGGCACAAGAAGCAAAAGGGUGGAUCCUGCUAGCCCUACAAUGAGCACAAGGAUCAAAAGAAGGCUCAGCCUAUGAUCCUCAUGUAUCUGUGAAUUUGGAACUUGUAUCUCCUUUGUGAACUGGCACGUUUGAACCUCUCUGAUCCUCAAGUUUGAACGUAUCCGUUCAUUUUUAACA